Molecule: messenger RNA, 3683 nt
Organism: Marchantia polymorpha subsp. ruderalis
Lineage: Eukaryota; Viridiplantae; Streptophyta; Marchantiopsida; Marchantiales; Marchantiaceae
Source: the annotation of a GenBank genome assembly
AUGCACUUCCUCAGACGCUCUACAGGUCGGGCAUCGGUCGUUUCCUCUCCUGAUCUGCCCGCUCUCCGCGAACGCUUCAGGAUGCUGUUGAUUCUGGUGCUAUGUUGCCUCCAGCUCGGUGCUUGCACCGUUGGUCAAGAGGAUACCACCUUCAGAAAAGUAACCAGAAUCGAGACUCUUGUUGAGACUCUCCAGGAUCCAGAUUUCGAUGCACGUGCAGAAUCAGCCGGGAAAGAGCAUGGCAGCAUCAACAUCGAGAGUGUGCUCCCUCCGGCGGCCUCCGUUGGAACGCAUAUGGGCCAGCAACAAGCACACCGCGGUCCCACGAGCCAGCGAAGGCUGCAGCAGUCUAGACUUCAGGACCAAGCCGUCGACACUUCGUUAACGAAUCGUCAUGAGCCUCUUCAUCGUUUUCAGGAGGAAUCUGCACACUCCCGAGGAAUAUCUCGCACUUUGCUCCAAGACAGCUUCGGGUCAGUGACCUUUAGCAGCAAGAUAUCAUCUGAUAGAGAAGUGCACAAUUCUGCACCUGUCGCUUGUGUCCUUCGUCCGAGCAUGUGCACAGCAAUGCGCAUGAGCAUGAGUGAUUUCAUAUCUAACGCCAUACGAGUCCAAUGUGUUGCCACUGUCCCAGGGAGGCCGAUGCGCUCCUGCAAUUCAAGGCCGAAAUCGAAAACUACACGGACAACGCUUUGGAUGGAUGGACAACGGGGAAUCGCUCCACCUACUGCUCGUGGAUGAGGGUCAUCUGCGACGAUGAGCUGCACGUGAUCUCCCUCAACUUCUCCCGGUUGAAGAUGAACGGCACUUUGGGUCCUUCGUUGGGCAAGCUCGAAUACCUUGAGGACCUCGAUCUGAGCCACAAUUUCCUGUUGAGCGAGCUGCCCGUGGAAUGGGGCCGGCUGCAGAGGCUGCAGACCUUGAACAUCCAUGACAAUUUUCUCUUCGGUGGAGUUCCUGCAGAGUACGGCAACAUGUCCAGCUUAAGGGUCCUCUACAUCGGAGUGCAGGGCUGGUUUUUCAAUGGGUCCAUUCCGGAGGAGCUGGGUCUGCUCUCUGAGCUCGAGGUUCUGGCCCUGGGCACGCUCUUCAAUUUCGACGCCAAGCAGGAGUACUACCCUUACCGGUCGAACAAGAUGAGAGGUCCCAUUCCCAAGUCCAUCGCCAACUGCACGAAGCUGUGGUACUUGGAUUUCUUCGGCAACAACCAUCUGACGGGUCCCAUUCCGAGAGAGUACGGCCAGCUCGUCAAUCUGGAGUAUCUGAGCUUCGAGCAGAACAAUUUCACAGGCUCCAUCCCAUCCGAGCUGGGCAACCUGACGAAGAUCAAGUUCCUGCACUUGGGAAACAAUGCCCUCGAGCGAGAGUUCCCCGUGGAGCUGGCAUCGCUGUCGAAGCUCGAGUUCUUGAACGUGGGGACCAACUUCUUGACGGGGAGUUUUCUUACAGUGGAAUCCACUUCAUGGAGUCGGCUCAACAAGCUCUUCAUCGACGGGAACAACUUUCGUGGUGGCUUCCCCAGAGCUGUGACGGCCAUGACGGCGCUGACGAAGUUCUACAUGUUCAACAAUGAGUUCACCGGCGGCCUCCCCGAGAACCUGGGGCAGCUGGCCAACCUCCGACAGUUCAGCUUCCGCAGCAACCAGCUGGACGGGGAAUUGCCCGACAGCCUCAACAACUGCACGCAGCUCUUUCUGCUGGACGCAGCGAACAACAGGCUUACGGGCACGCUGGACCCGCUGAGAAACCUCUCGCUUCUCACGUACAUGAACCUCGGCAGCAGCUACAGCUCGAAGAAAAUCACGUGGCAGAACCUCCGAGGCCACACCCCCGAUCUCGUCCUCAAUUCCUUCACGGGCACCCUCACGGACGACGUCAUCCUUCAGUGGCCGCUGCUGCAGUACAUGUAUCUCGACACCAAUGCCUUCACCGGCCCCAUCCCCAAAGCACUGGGCGAUCUGGCAGACCUCAAGGACUUGCUCCUGAACGACAACGAUUUCCGAGGACACAUUCCUGCCGAGCUCGGCAAGCUGUCAAAUUUGACGCUCCUCUUCUUGCACAAUAACCAGCUGUCGGGGCCCAUACCCACGAGCUUGGCCGACCUGAAGAGCAUCCAUCAGAUCAAUCUGAGCAACAAUUCUCUGACAGGAGAAAUUCCCCCGGAGUUCGGAGGUCUGGAGAAUCUGGAGUACUUGCGCCUGCAUGUCAACGUUCUGACGGGCGGAAUCCCUCCAGAGCUGGGGCGAUUGCAGAAGAUAAUGUAUCUCAUCCUCCACAGCAACAACCUCACUGGAACCAUUCCCGCGUCUCUGGCGAACUGCAGCUCCCUGAGAAACAUCAGGCUGAGCAAGAACAAGCUCACGGGCACGGUGACUCAAAUUGACUUCUUGCAGCUGCGAUCCCUCGAGAGCUUCUCUAUUAACGACAACCAGCUGGGCGGAGGGUUUCCCGUCAGCGUGUACAACUGCACGGAUCUGAAGCUCCUGGACCUGAGCAGCAAUGGAUUCUCAGGGGAACUCCCUGACAACUACGAGUACUCUCAGCCAGUGCUGCGAGAUAUGCGAGUUUUGAGACUAUCAUCGAAUAAAUUCGGCGGCCGCGUGCCCGGCUGGAUCUGGAAGCUUCCGGAGCUGCAAGUGCUCGACUUGUCGCACAACUCGUUCACGGGAGUCUGGCCCACCAAUCUCUCGGGGUUAGAAGGCUUUAGUCGCCUCGAGGCAUCGUCAGACGACGCCGGGGUAGGCAGCAGCGUAAGCAACAACAACAACCCCACGCAGGUCGAAGGGGCGGGGAGAAAAUUGUUUGAGCAAAUCUCCAUUCAGGCCAAAGGUCUGCGACUCGUGUACGAGUACGUCCUCGAGACUCUGAUCUCCAUCGACCUGUCAUACAACCAGCUCUCCGGGAGGCUUCCGUACGCGCUUGAAGAGCUACGCGGGUUGACGUACUUGAAUCUGGCGCAAAAUAAUUUCUCGGGCGAAAUCCCUCAGGUGUUCGGAAAUCUGUUGCUUCUGCAGUCGCUGGAUUUGUCGGCCAACUAUCUCACGAGGAAGAUUCCUGCGGUGCUGACCAGGCCCAGCUUGGGCUAUCUGAACCUCUCCUACAACUUCCUCGAGGGCGAGAUCCCCACGGCGAAUGCUUUCUCCACGAGGUACGACAUUUCGUCCUUCAAGCCCGGGAACAAUCAGCUCUGCGGGCCUCCGCUCGAGACCACUUGUGUCUCGAGCAACGCAAGCGGAAGCUCGGCCACACUCAGGGCUCCGUCGUCCAAGCUCCUGGAUGGAACAUUCUGGCUGGCCUUCGAGAUCGGAACGGCGAUCGGGGUCGUGAUUAUGGUGGGAACGCUGAGCGCCAUCCCCUUCACACGACACCGGCUUCUGCAUCCUCAAGAUUUCGCUCGCCGUUCCAAACACUUAAGUUACGGAGUGUUCAGGGAACCGACAUAGACCGAAUCAUUCAGGAGCUGACAGCUGCGCUCGUGACUGCUCGAGGGGUCCAGCCGGGGCUUAGGAGAGUGUCCACGAAUGGGGAAUCGUUGUCCGCCAUACACAUGUGCUUCUGGGCCCCUAGAGAGCACAACGUUGUCAGCACGGAGUCGUUGCAAUUGGGCUGUGUAAAGUAGAGCCCUCGGAAGGCCAGAUUCCACGACGAUUCAUGAUUGCAGGAUUUUAUUCUCUGUCAUGUGU